GUUCUGCCACAGAGGUCGAGGUCCCCUUAGAAUGGGACAGGCGAGGGAUUAGUCGGUAAGAACUGAGCGUGCGUCCUUCCCGAGGACAGCGCCGCGGAAAUGAUGAAACAGAGAAUGUGCGACACUGCACUCGCAGGCGCGCGGCUAGGUACACUCGGAACAUCACGGGAAGAGAUGUUUCUACCCAAGGACAGAUACGCAAGCGCCAGGUGCUUAGUGCCGAUACUUCCAUUUUACCGGCAUUUGCCUUUCCAAUUCAAAAGCAGUUUCUCGCUCGCACAGUCAUUGACGGGACGCCAAAAUGCCGCCCCCAAAAGCAAAAGGAGGCAAGAUGCAAGGUCUCAUCCACUGGAGGCUAAAAAUCACCCUGAACGAUGGUCGGGCACUCGUUGGUCAGAUGCUUGCUUUCGACAGACAUAUGAAUCUCGUUAUCGUGGACUGUGAAGAGUUUCGGCGUGUUCGAAGCAAAAAGAAGUCGGAAUCGGGCGAGCCGCUUCCUCCACAAGAAAUGAAGAGAACGCUCGGGCUUGUAAUCAUUCGCGGAGAGGUUGUGGUCAGCAUCAGUGUCGAGGGCCCUCCCCCUGUUCCCGAUGAAGACAAGGCGGCAUCUACUUUGUUGCCUGGACCUGGUCGUGGAAUGCCUGCAGGACGCGGUAUAGGCAUGAUGCCCCCAGGUGGUCUGGCUCCUCCUCGUCCCUUCGGUGGCCCCCCAAUGGGAGCGCCUCCCGGAAUACCUCCACCCGGUUUCCGUCCUCCAGGAUUCCCGGGCGCUCCUCCCCCGCCUGGUUUCCCUGGUAUGCCACAAAUGGGAGGGCCACCUCCACCUGGCUUUCCUCCACAGUAGGGUUGACACUGUACACUGCAGAGGAAUGGAGUUGUAUUUAUUGUUUGUUCUGUAAACUCAAACUCCUGUGAAACAAUGCUUUCCCAUUACGAACAUAAGCUAUUGUUACGACUGCUUUCCGGGCCAAUUGCCAUAAGGUUUUAAUCCUCAUCAAUCAAGCUCCCAAGGUGAUGGUGUCCACCAGCGCUCAGCCAUCCACUCGGCCAUGAUAUUGCCAACAAUGAGAUCUCCAAAUCCGACAUUAUCAUUGAGACAAAGCAGGCCUGCUUGAGGAUCAUCGCGAUCCGGGAUCAGUGACAACACCGACCGAGCUUGUUGAGGGUUCUUUAGUCGGCGAAACGAGGAA
Molecule: messenger RNA, 1190 nt
Organism: Cantharellus anzutake
Lineage: Eukaryota; Fungi; Basidiomycota; Agaricomycetes; Cantharellales; Hydnaceae
Exons: 6
Coding region: 302-844 (180 amino acids)
Biological process (GO): mRNA splicing, via spliceosome
Cellular component (GO): U2 snRNP; U4 snRNP; U4/U6 x U5 tri-snRNP complex
Molecular function (GO): RNA binding
Source: RefSeq, a predicted model, not a curated record